UGAACUUUCUACUUAUAACUGUUUUUUUCCGAAUCUUGUAUGCAUAAGCUAAUUUACAGGAACAAGAAACCUAUCGAGGUCCUCAAACUUCUUUGAUAUAGAGAGUGUUAAGCUGGAAACUCUGGGUUAAGAUAGAUCGUCGGAUCUUCUUGAAACGUGACCUUAGGUCGUUGACUCCAAGAGCUCUGGUUGUUGGACAUUCACAACGGUGCAGCGUGCCAUACUUUUGAUUUUUCUGCAUCUGGAAUAAAAAGCUGAGAGUAAGUAUACUUACGUCACUAUUCAGAAGAGGCCUAAUUUUUCAAUGAGUGCAGACCAGCCCAUACUACCCAUUGUUAUACAUGAAGAGCAUCACAUUGAAGGUGAAAGUUUGGAGGAGAGUAAAAGAUCCCAUACGGUUGAUGCCGCCAUAGAUUUUAUAGGGGGAACAAACGGGGCCAUUGCCUCAGUAUAUGUUGGUCAGUCCCUGGACACAGUGAAGGUCAAGAUGCAGACCUUCCCUCACCUGUACCGGAACGCCCUGGACUGCUUCCUUCAGACGUAUCGUCAGGACGGGAUCUACCGGGGACUUUACGCGGGGACAGUUCCAGCACUUGUAGCCAACAUCGCUGAGAACUCCGUCCUAUUCCUGUUCUAUGGACUUUGUCAGAAGGUCAUCAUGACUCUCCGCGGCCGCAGUGAUGUGUCCCAGCUACAUCCAGUAGAGAAUGCAUUUUCUGGGAGUGGAGCAGCAUUUUUCUGUGCAUUUACUCUCACACCAACAGAACUUGUUAAAUGUAGACUGCAAGCCAUGAGAGAAAUGGCAUCUCAGGGAAAACUCGAGGGAGGGUUAGAAAGAUUGAAAAUAGGCCCAUGGGGAAUCACCAAAGAAAUUCUACAGGUUGAGGGAAUACGGGGAAUCUUUAAGGGUCUGACUUCCACAAUGGCCCGAGAAAUGCCGGGAUAUUUCUUUUUCUUUGGUGGAUACGAGAUAACGAGACAACUACUGACACCACAGGGGAAGACCAAAGACGAGAUAGGUCCUGCCAGGACUAUUGUAGCCGGUGGAGUAGGAGGAAUGUGUUUAUGGUCGGCCGUUUUUCCAACUGAUGUCGUCAAAUCUAGGAUACAAGUAGAAAGCACUGUGGGUAAAAAGGCUCCAGGAUUCCUCGUCACCUUCAAUAAAAUUCUCAAAGCAGAAGGUCCUAAAGCAUUGUACAAGGGCCUUGGUCCGACAUUAGUGCGAACCUUCCCGGCUACAGGAUCACUGUUUUUAGCCUACGAAACUACUAAAAAAUUCUUAACUAACAUGGCCGACAGAAGAGAGUAAUGGUACAGACGGGUACUCUGAUGACUGAUUGCAUAAUAAAUAUUUAGGGCAGGGGGUCAGGAAAUCCCCAAGGCACGUGUUUUGGGGACAGUCAAAAUCUAUCACGUAAUUAGGGAUCGAAUGGUUUUAUUUUUGCAUGCUGCCAACAUCAGUCAACAUAAUAAAAUCGGGAAAAUUUUCAGAGAUUGCUUUGCCGUUUGUUGAAGGCAAACAAACUGUGGACAGAUCAUCAGAAUUUGAAAUACUGGGAAAUGAUGUGACAGAUGUGCAGAACGGAGGUUUUUUUGACAUUUACAUUCUAUGAUGUAGAAAAUUGAUUCAAUGAAACUUUUCUCCACAUUUUUAUUACAAGUGAUCUGCUUUGUUGUUUUAUACUUCGUUAAGAUUAGAUUUUUUUUAUAAUCAGGUUGAAGCAAAGUUGUGCUGUGCUAAUGUCUCAUGUGUCUUUACGACGUAAAAUAAUUAUAUGUAUUGAGAACUUCUGUUUCUUGAUUGUUUACCAUUUUUGGA
Saccostrea echinata is the source of this 1819-nucleotide messenger RNA. RefSeq names its product mitochondrial ornithine transporter 1-like. The transcript has 6 exons. Gene Ontology annotation, molecular function: L-ornithine transmembrane transporter activity. Gene Ontology annotation, biological process: mitochondrial L-ornithine transmembrane transport. Bases 305 to 1309 code for a protein of 334 amino acids. NCBI's taxonomy places the organism in Eukaryota, Metazoa, Mollusca, Bivalvia, Ostreida, Ostreidae. The record is from RefSeq and is a predicted model, not a curated record.